AAAGACAGUAACUAGCUAGCAUGGUGUAUUGCUGUUUCACAUGUGUAAAUAAAGCUUUACCAUUUUGUAUGACAUGUCAUGCGUAAACCGGUGCACAAGUGGUGAAUUGGUUUUCCGUGAAUUCUGCCGGGAGAAAUUGGGCAGUUUUUCUUUCUCAUUAUUGUUCAUAUAGCAGUAAGCGCCACCCAAUCACCACGGGACGAAGAGAAGAUCUGAGCUGUAAAGAAUAUGCCCAAGAAUAAAGGUAAGGGAGGAAAGAAUCGUCGACGUGGAAAGAAUGAGAACGAGUCAGAGAAGAGAGAGUUGGUGUUCAAAGAGGACGGGCAGGAAUAUGCCCAGGUGAUUAAGAUGUUGGGUAAUGGGAGGUUGGAAGCCAUGUGUUUUGACGGAGUUAAGCGGCUCUGCCACAUCAGAGGAAAACUCAGGAAAAAGGACAACAAAGCUGAUGUGAUCCUGAAGUACAAUGCAGACGAGGCCAGGAGUCUGAAGGCCUACGGAGAACUGCCGGAGCACGCCAAGAUCAAUGAGACGGAUACCUUCGGUCCCGGGGACGAUGAAGACAUCGGAGAUGAUGAUGAGGACAUUGAUGACAUCUAAGGACCUUCUAGGGGAAGGUGUAAUUUUUACCAUCUGCUCUGAAAAUCAGCACAGGACUUUGAUACUUCUCUACUGGAAUCACUGUACCCUCUGCCCACAUUUGUGGCUGUGUUACCUAUUGACGACCCCGCCCACACAACAUAUUUCAAGGGCGUUCAACCCUCCCACUAACUCAUUGAUAACAUGCCUGCAGCUGCUCGCAAUUUCUUGCGGUGUCUUUUUUUUAAUGUAUUUAUAUCGAUUUCAUGUGGAGUGGAAUUUACUUACAAGUAUAGAAUCUCUAGAUUUGCAAUAAAAAUAUGAACCAUU
Molecule: messenger RNA, 906 nt
Organism: Oncorhynchus nerka (sockeye salmon)
Lineage: Eukaryota; Metazoa; Chordata; Actinopteri; Salmoniformes; Salmonidae
Product: eukaryotic translation initiation factor 1A, X-chromosomal-like
Exons: 6
Coding region: 229-597 (122 amino acids)
Biological process (GO): translational initiation
Cellular component (GO): cytoplasm
Molecular function (GO): RNA binding; translation initiation factor activity
Source: RefSeq, a predicted model, not a curated record